Molecule: messenger RNA, 933 nt
Organism: Protopolystoma xenopodis
Lineage: Eukaryota; Metazoa; Platyhelminthes; Monogenea; Polystomatidea; Polystomatidae
Source: the annotation of a GenBank genome assembly
AUGACCUGCUUGGGUCUAUUUCAUUCAGCAGAUCCCUAUGCAAAUGGCCAAUUGAUACAUUCAGCUUGUAACAGCUCUACCAGGCGUCAGGCCAUCUGUCAAGCAACUCCUACUUCUGGCUAUUUAUCGAAGCUCCAGCAGUUAUCGCAUCAACGAAAUGGUCACCCGCAGACUCCAGAUUCCCAAGCUCAGACAAAUGAGCAAAAACAGCAACUAAGUGAACGAGAAAAUAUGAACGAUACUAAAUUAGUCGCAUGGUCGAGUUUUGCUAACUGGUCCUGCCAAACUGGAUUUAGUUUGGGCCUAUUACCUGGAUCAGAUCUUAGCGUCCUUUCUGAAAAGAGAAGGACCUCAGCCCAACUUAAACACAUUCUGCCUGCUUGCUAUAGACUGGUUCGGCCCCGUGAAUCCGUAACCUGGGAGAAAGCGGAAGGAAGGGAUUCGUUAUAUUGGCGUCACCGGAUACCAAAGGAAGGUUACCUUGGACUUUUGCCUGUUAAAUUGUGCGAAGAAGACCUCAAUUCAUUGUCCUACGACCCCGAUGACUCCGUGCUGAGCUUUCGUCCGUCAUGUGACGGACAUCGUUCGAGCCAGAACGAUCACCAAAAAACCUACACCAAGAAAGAAGCUGCGGCUCUCCGGGGCGCCGCGGAGCACAGUUUGUUCCGAUUCUCUUGUAUUUCUACAGAAUAUCUGUAUGCCCUUGCUUAUAACCUUGUCUAUUCUCAGUCUGCCAUCAAAAUGUGCAAGUCAGUUCAUCCAGAUGCUCGGCUACCUUACGUAGCUUCAGCAUUCGAGGCUAGUUUCUUCAGGGCCUGGCUACGUCAUCCGGUACAGUUAGGAGGCGCUGGGCUCAGUGCUAAUCAGUCGGUAUGGCUCGGGCUUAGAGUCCCUGCUUGUCCCAGGUGUUAUGGAGAACUAGAAGGACAUUAA